AUGAGCGACAAAACUAAAAAUGGGAAGGAGGAGAGUUGUGACAAGUCGGAUGGAAAGUGGACCUGUCCAGAAGCGAGGAACGUAACACACCCUCUGCGCUAUUACGAGUUCAGCCCGGACGAGAUUAAGGCGCUCGAAGAAUGCGACAGAGAGAGUUUCUACCAGCGUUGCGUGCCAUUCAGUUCGGUAUUCGCUGCCGCCACCUACGGCUGCGUUAAAAACGGUUACUUAAAACCCAACCCGAGGUUUGGAGCAGUUCCGAAGGUAGCGUUUGCGGUGAUUGUUGGCUACUUUGUAGGGAAACUGUCAUACCAAAGAGCAUGUGCGGAAAAGUUGAUGGCACUCCCAGGCAGCUAUAUUGGACAAUUGCUCAGGGAGAAAAAAGAAGGGAGAGGCCCUAAUACAUCACUGGCUCCGAGGAAUUCUCCGGCAAUGUUUGGUGCAACAUCUGACGAUAUCUACUCGGAUGCAGGUCCAGGAAACUCAUUGGAUCUAGACACUGAUCGGCCACUAUUCAGUGACGACUCCUACAAUCCUAGUUCAGAUUCUGGUCCAUUUCCUCAAACUCCUGGGAGUGCCCCGUCACAACCAACCUUAUCCUAUGAUGAGCUGAGACGUAAAAACAGAAUGGAAUAUUCUGAAACCCGCCAAGACCCAUACAAAAUGGAUCCAGCGAUUGUCCCAUCGGUGACCAGACCAAAAGCCCCGUCAACACCCACAAACAGAUACGGGGACUCGAUGGAAUAA
Messenger RNA from Danaus chrysippus (African queen), 747 nucleotides. The record is from the annotation of a GenBank genome assembly. NCBI's taxonomy places the organism in Eukaryota, Metazoa, Arthropoda, Insecta, Lepidoptera, Nymphalidae.